CCGCAUGGGAUUGUGAAUAUGGCGAUCAGUAAUAAUUAUCUUCUUGAACCUGAAUUGCUAACGUAUUUUGGAGCAAAUUUACAAAUGCAACCUACCGACUUAACAUACGGAACAAGCUUAUUCGGAUCUCAUAGGCUUUUUGCAACGCUGUGCAAUUUGUUCAAUUCUGAAACAUUCAAACCCGUCAAACCGAUCCUUCCGCAACACCUAAUCACAGGACCAGGUUGUGGACCUUUAUUGGAUCAAUUGGCAGAACAUUUAGCUGAGCCGGGAGAUGGAAUGUUGGUUGCUGCUCCAUAUUAUAACGGAUACGAUGCAGAUUUCGCAUGUAGAUGUGAUGUGACAAGCAUUCCAGUUUUCAGUCAAACAGAUGACGGAACGGGUCCGAGUAAUUUUGAAGGAAAAUCAGCUUUACGUGGAUUUGCAAAGGCAAAACAAGAAUGGCAAACAAACAAUCCCGCAAAUGUGAUUCGAGCAGUGAUUGUUUGUAAUCCUCAUAAUCCGGUUGGAAGAUGUUAUGACCGGGAAGCGUUGUUGGAAUAUGGAAGAUUUGCGGAAGAGCACAAUCUGCAUUUAGUCUUUGAUGAGAUCUUUGCAAUGUCGACCUAUACCUCAACAAUCGAGAAUCACAAUCCUGAACCAUUCCAUUCCGCUUUAUCGAUCGAUUGGCAAAAGGAAGCUGGCUGCCAUCCCGGAAGAGUACACGUUAUUUGGAGUGCUUCGAAGGACUUUGGGAUCAAUGGUUUACGUGUGGGAACACUGAUUAGUCAAGGUAACCCUGCACUUUUACGAGCGAUGAAAGCUACGGCAAAGCUUUAUAUGGUAUCCAGUCCUGCUGAUGCGCUAUUUUGUGCGUUGAUUGAUAAUAAAGAAGUGUAUAAUGACUUUAUUCGAACCAAUCAAGCAAGAAUGGCACAGGCAUAUGACAUUGUUGUUCGUUGGUGUACUCAUCAUGAGAUCAAACAUGUUCAAUGUUCAGCAGGUCACUUCAUCCUGAUCGACUUAACUCGCUUUUUACCCGAACAAGUUGAUGGUCAACCACUCAAAGAUCCAGCUGCCAGAGAAGGUGCUCUUUGGACGCAUUUCCUACAGAAUGCCGUUUGCUUGACACCGGGUAGUAAUUAUCAUCAUCCACAAUUAGGCAUGUUUAGGAUGACUUUCACCCUUCGCCGACAGGCUCUACUGGAAGGAUUAUCUCGAAUC
Molecule: messenger RNA, 1203 nt
Organism: Meira miltonrushii
Lineage: Eukaryota; Fungi; Basidiomycota; Exobasidiomycetes; Exobasidiales; Brachybasidiaceae
Product: PLP-dependent transferase
Exons: 1
Biological process (GO): amino acid metabolic process; biosynthetic process
Molecular function (GO): transaminase activity; pyridoxal phosphate binding
Source: RefSeq, a predicted model, not a curated record